This is a messenger RNA of Lethenteron reissneri (Far Eastern brook lamprey), 1920 nucleotides long. RefSeq names its product small EDRK-rich factor 2-like. The record is from RefSeq and is a predicted model, not a curated record. NCBI's taxonomy places the organism in Eukaryota, Metazoa, Chordata, Hyperoartia, Petromyzontiformes, Petromyzontidae.
CCCCCCUAGACGGAAGUGACGUCACUCGCCGCCAUCGUCGUCGGUUACGUGGAUCCGCAGUUGUUCGCGACGUUUCGUGUGCGUUGUUCUCUCUCGUCUCUCGCGUCUCUCUCUCUCACCGCCUCCGUCUUUGCCCCCCUCCAGCCACCUUCGGCUCGCGCUCCCCUCGUUCCUGUCGCUCGGCGCCGCGCCACGAACUCGACGACGAUGACCCGUGGAAACCAGCGCGAGCUCGCCCGUGCCAAGAACAUGAAGAAGAAUUCUGAGAAGGGCAAGAAGAAGGAAGAUGGCCUCUCAGCCACCGCUCGCAAGCAGAGGGACGCCGAGAUCAUGCAGCAGAAGCAGCAGAAAGCGGCGGGGGAGCCCAAGGAGAGCGGCGGCGCGGCCGGCGGGAAGGAAUAACGAGCGGGGCCGAGUGAUGCAGAGGGAUCUCGGGGGAGAGGAAGGGGGUGGGGGUGGUGAGCGCCACGCACUAACGGGUGGCUCCACGGCGGGCCGACGCGCUCAUCUCACCUGGCUGCUCCACCGCCAGUCCACCUUGAGUCAUCACUCCCCCCCCCCCCCCCACUGCCAUCCUCUUCCUAACUCGACACGAGACCCCGAACGAUCGUCCCAGGCCCCCUAACGUGAGAUUUUCGUCGGCGGGGUGUCGCCCCGUGUCCACCGCCGCCAUCGUCGUGAUGAUGGCGAAGCCCCCCCUCCCCCCAACCCCCGCCCCCUUGGUCCACGAAAGGAGAACGCAGCCCAAGAAAUAAACGGUUCUCUCGUGAUGCGGUUACGUAGCCGGGGAUGUGCGUCUGCCACUCAUCUCGGGUUGGCCGACGUGAGCGAGCAGCUUUGUUGGCGACAUCCUAACAGACCUUCGGCGUGACAUUACAGAGCUCUGGUGACGUCCCUGCAUUGGCAUUGUAUUAAGCCGCGUCACUGUGACUGUGCACAACGUAACUUUAAUAUCUUUUCCCCCUUUUCCAUUAAUGAAGAUCCAGAAUCGCGUCGGGCGGCCCGAGACAAGAACGGCCUAGGGCAGGCGCACGGUCAAGGCAAGAGCCGCUUGUUGUUGGGUUGCCUCUCCCUUCUGGUCAGAAAUUGUCAGAUGUUUAAACUCUUAGUUGCUUUUGUCUUGCGUGGAAUUGUUUUACUCUUUCAUUGCAUCCCUCCCCUCCCCUAAUCCACCCCAUGAGUGUCCCCCCCUCUGGUUAGAUGCAUGCACACGUGGUGGAAAAGGGGGGUGGGGAAGGGGGUUAAGGCUUCUGCAAUGAACACGCCCCCCCCCUUAACCCUACGCAUGUGCUCCUACUACGUCUCCCACAGGAAGUACGUAGCAAAGACCCCCCCCCCCAACCCCCAUGCCGGGUUAGAUUCGUAAGAGUAUCGAAUCAUUGGUCACGUCUGUGCGUGGUAGGGAGGAAAGGGGUAGUUGUAGCCACCCCCUGGUUUUGCGCUCGAGGCAGAUCCGUUUUUAAAAGUCGCGCGCCCGCGCCAAAGUCAGCCCGUACAAUACCGACCAUUUAUUUUCAGAAUCGCGUUGAGGCACUGAAGAGGGUGCGUAACGAAAUGCGACUAAACAAGCAACGUCUUUGUGUGCGUCAUCGAAGUUGUUUGUGAGCCCACCCCAUGCAACACAUCUUCCAUGCAGCUUCCCACCUCCUCCCCCCGCCCCCCUUGCUCUUUCACAAAAGUUGUUGCUGACCCUGCUGCCUUUCCCAUUGUGUAGCCAUGCUAUAUGCAAACUAGCGUUGUUAAUCCUCUGUAUCUGCAGUGCAUGCCCCCCCCCCACGCUUGCGGUUUUGUUUUUAAAUUUGUAGCGUGCGCGCGUGUGUAACCUUAGGAUGAAGUAGCCACAGCGCCCACCCCCCACCCGGUUUUUCCUGUCUAUAGCUUUAUUUUCCCAAUAUAAUGAAUAAAGUUUCAAAGAAUGUC